Pungitius pungitius (ninespine stickleback) is the source of this 1182-nucleotide messenger RNA. RefSeq names its product dual specificity protein phosphatase 18. NCBI's taxonomy places the organism in Eukaryota, Metazoa, Chordata, Actinopteri, Perciformes, Gasterosteidae. The transcript has 2 exons. Gene Ontology annotation, biological process: protein dephosphorylation. Gene Ontology annotation, cellular component: cytoplasm. Gene Ontology annotation, molecular function: MAP kinase tyrosine/serine/threonine phosphatase activity. The record is from RefSeq and is a predicted model, not a curated record. Bases 438 to 1181 code for a protein of 247 amino acids.
GUUAGCAAGACGGACGAUUUCUUCUUCUACACUUCCGGUUGCCCUCUGCUGCGUUCUGCCGCCCUCCACAGGAAUCUCUACCAACAUGUCCUAUCAAUAAACAGAACUAAAUGAAUACCUUAUUUUAAAUAACAGUGAAUGUAGAGUAAAAAACGAAUAGACAAUACACGUGUAUAGUGUAAUGGAAAUACAUAAGGUACGUUUUAAUUUAAACAAAGAGCUCAAUUAUUUUAUGACUGAUUACACACAAUGCAUCUCCUAAAUAAUAUAUAUAUAUACAAUAAUAUAUUUCAAUUCAGUGAAGAUGAUCGAGGUUCCCAGUAGAAACGUUUCAGGUUUUGUGUGGUUCUAUUUUGGUCGAAGUCAGGUGACCAGUUUACAGUUGCAGCUAAAAUUAACCCUUCGGUUUACAGGCUACAGAAUUCAACUGGCCUUCUAUGGUGUGUGUGUGUGUGUGUGUGUGUGUGUGUGUGUGUGUGUGUGUGUGUGUGUCUCUCUCUCUCUCUCUCUCUCUCUCUCUCUCUCUCUCUCUCUCUCUCUGGAUGUCGGAGUGUGUGUCCUUUCAGAGCAGAGACCAGACGGAGACUAACACAAAGAGGCGUCGACCAGCAGGUGUCAUGGCGGUGUCUCAGGUCACGCCCACCUUGUUCCUAGGCGGGGCCGACGCCCCCCUGAACGGCGCCCUGGUGUCCCGGAAGAACAUCACCCUGAUCGUGAACGCCACGCUCAGCCACGCCAGCCCCUGCUACCCGGGGGUGGAGUGCCUGCGUGUCCCUGUUGCCGACCUUCCUGGCGCCCGCCUCGGAGACCACUUUGACCGGGUGGCCGACCGUAUCCACGGCAACUGGGCGGGGGCCACGCUGGUGCACUGCGCUGUUGGCGCGAGCCGCUCCCCGGCCUUGGUGAUGGCGUACCUGAUGCGCUACCGGGCAGUGACGCUGCGCCAGGCGCACCGCUGGGUGCGGGAGAGCCGGCCCUUCGUCAGCCUCAACGCCGGCUUCUGGGAGCAGCUGCUGCAGUACGAGAGGAGGCUCUAUGGGAAGAACACGGUGAGGGUGGCCGCGCUCAGAGAGACCUACAGGCCGGUCCCGACCUCAACUAUGAUGUCACCAAACAAGCUGAGAACAAAUCCUUCUUUUAGGGCUAAACCUACAUUGCCCACAAUGCAACAGCAACUCUGAC